GAAGUCUUGUCAAUCCAGUGGACACUCAGUACACUAACUAGACACUGCAGGCGCCUAACUCACAGGGACACUUGGCACGCAACGUUGUUUUCGUGAACACGCAUAUCAAUCUGCAAGCCAUGUCUACUCAAGGAGACCUCGAACGAGCAGACCCAGGGCCCAGUUUUGAUGGUCAACGUGAUGAACAAGUCCGCGAAAAGACUCAAAAGGAUGCAAAAAAAACUACGGGAGAAGAUUCGGCGCUUGUGGCAGCAUGGAUGCAUCGACUCCAGACGCUCACUCUUAUAACGACAUUUCUUACUUCCAUCGACGGAGAGCUCUUCACCCUUACUUCGUCCUCCACACCGCAGGUGACACUUAAUGCAAGUGAGGAAUCUGUGGAACUGGUGUAUGCAUGUUUUACUGGUGCCCUCGUUUUCCAUGGCUGUUCUUGUGAGUAUCGAGAUGGUUUGGGAAGCGCAAGGCACUUACAGCUUGCGUUAGCAAUUCUCGGAUACGUAGCGUCUUUUGCUCUAAUUCGAUACCAGAUCGUUGAAGCAGAGACUCCUCCCGUUACGAAAACCGACGAGCUGGGAAAACGUUCUAGUACUCACCACGAAAGCAUUGAUGGAAAGCAGCUCUUACUUAGAGCCAUCCCUCCUUUGUAUGCUGUACAGUCCCUUCUUCAGUUACCCACGGGGCUCCGGAUUCAAUCCAGGACGUCCACUCCCCCGCUGGAUCUCCUGACUCGGUGCUAUUUUACGAUUUUGGCGCUAAGUGGCGCUGGCUUUAUCUUGGCAAUUCUUGGUAUCGCCACUUACGCAUGGUUCGAACUGCAGCGGGUUGUUGGGAUAUUUACAAUGGCCUGUCUAGGUGCUAGUUUGUUGUCAUGUCUGUGGGCGGUAGUGUACUGAACCUGCUCUGACUACAUACGGUCCAUACCCUUGACGACUU
Messenger RNA from Suillus subaureus, 933 nucleotides. RefSeq lists its product as uncharacterized. The transcript has 4 exons. Bases 120 to 893 code for a protein of 257 amino acids. NCBI's taxonomy places the organism in Eukaryota, Fungi, Basidiomycota, Agaricomycetes, Boletales, Suillaceae. The record is from RefSeq and is a predicted model, not a curated record.